AUGGCGGAGAAAUUACUGGUAAAAGAGCUGGGCCCUGAUCGACCUCCACUCACAAUAAAACAGAUUACUCGCGACGACAAAGGGAAGUCGCACACGCGCAGCUUCUCCAGUGACUGGUACGGCAGGAAGACUUGGCUCGCUGGGAGCGCUCACGUGAACGCGCUAUUCUGCUUCCCGUGCUUGCUUUUUAAAGGCCCGGGGACGGACCUCUCGUGGACCGGUGUAGGAGUGCAAGACAUGAAGCACCUGUCUGAAAAAGUGAGAAAGCACGAGAACACCGGGCUACACAUGGGUAACGCCAUGAAGCUGGCCGUCCUAGGCGGAGCGAACGUCGCCACCCAGCUGGACGACGGGCACCGGACCGCGGUGAGGAAACACAACGAGGAGGUCGAUAAAAACCGGCGGACUUUAUCCAAGAUAAUCGAUUGCGUAAAGUACUGCGGGGCUUUCGAGUUAGCCCUGCGCGGGGGCGAGGAGAGCGACUCCUCGGACAACCCCGGCAUCUUCAGGGGACUGGACUUCGUUGCGUCGCUGGACGGCGUGCUGGAGGAGCACCUCAAGACGGCCAGCGUGUUCAAAGGCAUGUCGAAGACGGAGCAGAACGAGCUGCUGGAGUGCAUGCUGUCCGUCGUGAAGGACCACAUCCUGGAGGAAGUGAGGGGCGCGGAGUGCGUCGCCGUCCAAGCGGAGCGGACCACCGACGCGUCGGCCCACUGCCAGCUGGUGCUCGUGCUCCGCUACAUCGACGCCGGCGGCAACGUCCGCGAGCGCUUCUUCGAGCACGUCACCGUCCGCGACGCGACCGCCGACGGCGUCGCCGCCGCGCUGCUGGGGAGGCUGAGCUUCAUACUCCCGGGCGGGCACGCGGACAAGCUGGUGGCGCAGGCGUACGGCGGCAGUGGCGCCGCCGGGGGCGGUGUGCAGCGCAAGGUGUCCGAGGUCUACCCGAACGCUCGCUACGUGCACUGCUACGCGCAUCCGCUGGACCUGGUCGUGCGGCACGCGACGUCGCACAUCCCCGGCGUCGGCGCCUUCUUUGCGGACCUCGGCGGGUUCUCCGCCUUCUUCUCCGGGUCGCCCGAGCGCGCCGCGGCGCUCGGGCGGACGGACGCGACGCGGUGGGACUUCCACAACCGCGCGGUGGACACCGUGUACGAGCACAGGGCUGAGCUCCUCGAGUGUUGCCAGGCCAUCAGAGACUCCGGCAACUUUGACCCCUCGACUAUCAGAGGGGCGGGGGGCUUGGAGAAGAUGCUUGAAGACGAGAAUUUCGUUUUCUUCCUGGGUUUGUUCCACAGGAUCAUGCCAAAUGUGGACAUGCUGUCCACCCAGCUGCAGAAGAAGGACAUCGAGCCGGUGUUCAUUGAGGCACUGGUCGAGAAGUUCACGGAGAGCAUUCAAAAAAUCAGAGCCUCCAUGUCCUGUCUGUGUGGGGACAGUGAGUCUGACCAGGAGCCCAAGCCCAAAAAACAAUGUAGGAUGCAGGGACCAGGAGAACAACACAGGGUGGCUACAGAGGUGUGUGACGCCAUACUGAUGCAGGUCGAGGAGCGCUUCGCCUACACCCAGCACCUCAUCAGCGCCACUCUGCUGCUUGCAGAGCUUUUCCCACAACACAGCGUGCACUUCCCCAAUAUGGCCCUUGACACCACAGCGGCGGCUUACCCCGUGUUGAACAAGGCCAAGCUGAAAACUGAGCUGUCCUUCAUCUACGACAACAGCGAGUUCAAGGCUUGCAGCGGCGCGGUGCCUUUGUACCAGUUUUUCAUAGCAAACGACCUUCAGAGCACCUUCUCGGAGACUGUCCGUCUUCUCAGGAUCCUCAUCACCACACCCAUGACCACGGCGGAACCCGAGAGGUGUUUCUCUACUCUGAAGAGGAUCAAGACCUUCCUGAGAAACAAUGUGACACACGAUCGCCUCAAUGCGCUGGCCAUGCUCUCCAUGGAGAAGCAACUUCUCAGGGACAUUCCUGACUUCAACAAAAAGGUCAUUGAGAGGUUUCUUUGCCACUUGGAAAAAAGGAAGAGCGAAAUUCCUCUUAAAAUAAUUUGCAUGUUUCCUCACAACACUGAUUUGGUGUUAAUAGGGAACUCUCAAUAAAUGUUUUAUAUUCUACUGAAAUGCCCGAGUACAGCAAUUGUUUUGCAUUGAAUCAUUAUGGGAUUUUUAAAAUUUUAAUGGAUGGCCCUACCUUGAACAUUUCAGGAUCCACCCUUACCUGCAACAAUACGUUGAGGUCUAAGUCCAAAUGUAAGAUGGCAGAAGUAGUCAAACGUGUUAGAAAUUAAUUUAACUUUACACUGUUAAUCACGAACACGCAUGUCAACACAUGCUUUUACCCAACAUUCAUCCAACAAAUGAGUCAAAGAG
Pungitius pungitius (ninespine stickleback) is the source of this 2373-nucleotide messenger RNA. Its product is annotated as zinc finger MYM-type protein 1-like. Gene Ontology annotation, molecular function: protein dimerization activity. Lineage: Eukaryota; Metazoa; Chordata; Actinopteri; Perciformes; Gasterosteidae. The coding region runs from base 1 to 2103 and encodes 700 amino acids. The transcript has 3 exons. The record is from RefSeq and is a predicted model, not a curated record.